CCCCAUGGCCGGGUGCUACCUGCCUCUGAUGACCUCAAUGGAUCUAUCCCCAAUCCCAGUGAGAAAGAAACUAAGGAGAGGGAUUCUAUUGAUAAGGAAGUAAAAGACGCAAAAGAGACCAAAGACGCCAAGGAUGUCAAGGAUGUCAAGGACUCCGAUACUACAUCCAAGCCAGUCUGCAAGAAGCAUGAGAAAAAAAAGAAGGUGGCCCACAAGAAAGAAGAGUCAGACAGUUCUGGCUCGGACUCAUCGUCCGACUCCGAUAGCGAUGCUGACUCCGACUCUGAUUCGGAGAGCGAGUCAAGCACCGACAAACGCAGACGUCAUCGCCUGCGGACCAAAGCACGGGCUCGCCGUGCGCUGAAGGACAAAAAGCGUCGCAAGAAGAAACACCGGUCGCGCAAAGUUGAUACCUCCGAUUCUGACUCCGACUCCGAGUCUGAGUCGGAUACUGCUACUUCAACGGAAUCCGAUGUCUCCAUGGACGAGAAGGCACUUCGGAAGUUGGUGACGAAGCUCAAAUUGAAGAAAAAAGCGAAGAAGCUACGCGAUCAGACUUCUGAUGAUCUGACACCCAGUGACCCAGUUGCUGAGGGUCGUCAAAAGCGAUCGAAGAAGAAGAAGCCGGCCUCCAAAGUCGCUUACAAGCGUGUGGAUCAAUUAUGGGACACAACCAUCCACAAGUACAAGCUGACGGAAACCGUCGACGACCCCGACGCUGACGAAUGGGACCAAUACAUCUUCAACGUCCGUCGCAAAUUCAACUGGGAAAACAAGUAUAUCGAAACCGUCGUCGAUAUCAAAAGCAAACACCUCCGUGAUGCCCUCUCCAAAAUAAUGGAUGGCGUGAAGGGUGUCAGCCUUGUUCAAGAACCUGCCGUCGUGGAUCCAAACAUGCUCUUCCUCUACCUCGAAGAGACCCGCCAAUACAUGAAAGAUCUGAAGAAGCAAUCACGCAACGCCAAGAAGCGCAAAGCUCGCAAAAACGCUGCCUCGAAGGCUUCCCAUCUCAAGAUUCUUAUCAAAUACCUCGAUACAGACUAUGCGGAUAUCAAGAAGACCCUCUACCCUCUCCUUGAAGCUAACACCAUCACCUUCGAUCUUCUCUGGGCCUUGUUUAAGCCCAAUACCAUUGCUUAUACUCCUACUUAUGGUAACGCCGACGAACCUCGCGCUUUCAAGAUCGAAUAUGCGGUGAAGGAAUCCUCGUUCAUGAAGGGACAAUGGUACAGCGUCGAAGGUCGUUAUCUGGAGUAUGAUGGCAAGGAUUUCGGUUUCGGCAGUAUGUCUGCCGAGGUCGAUUCUUUCAAGGGCGCUCGCAAGAUCACCUCACUCUCUUGCUACCCGCUUAAGUAUCACCGUGACGCAGAUGCCCUACGCACCAAGCUCAUCGAGCGUGGAAAGCGCUUCGUCGCUUUGCGUGGUAUGAACUACCGCUUCCACAAGGGCAUGGCGUUCUACAAGAAAAAGCGUUCCUUCGUGGUCAAGGUCAAUAUCAAUGGCCGAGUCAUGGUUGAUCCUGCCAUUCAUCGAAGAAUCAAUCCCAACUAUCUCAUUUCGACCGUUCGUCCGAAAGACCCGGAUUUGUUGGACGCAGAUGAUUUGGGUCUAAGUGGCGGUGACGAUGAUGAUAGUGAAGGUUGCUGCUGUGGCGGUGGUUCCGAUUCUGACGAGGAACAUGGUGGAUCUUCCGAUACUCCUCGAACUGUCUACAAGGUCGUUGAAGAUGAAGAUGGCAUGCCGCACGUUGUUGAAGUCGAGGUCGAUGAGAACGGCAACGAGGUUCAAAAGGAGAAGAUAGAUCGUAUCGACGAGGGAUCCAAGGAGCGUGAAUUCACCGAAGAAGAGCUCCUCGUCGCCAGUCCCGUUGUGCUUGGCUUCGCUUUCAGUGAGAAGCUCUGGCUCGAGUUCACUAUCUCGGGUAUCAGUGACAUUGAAUGGAACCAAGAUGCCUUUGGCUCGCUUGUUCUCCCCAACAAUCAAAAGUCCAUCGUCAAGGCUCUUGUCGAAUCGCAUACUUUCCAUGCUGCUGAGAACAUUGACGAUGUUAUCCAAGGCAAAGGCAAGGGUUUGGUUGCUGUUCUUCAUGGUCCUCCUGGAACUGGUAAGACGCUCACUGCAGAAGGCAUUGCCGAGCUACUUCGCCGCCCUCUGUACAUGGUCAGCGCAGGUGAAUUGGGCACAGACUCUCGCACUCUGGAAGCAGAACUGAACAAGAUCUUGGACAUUGCUCAUUCUUGGGGUGCUGUACUGCUGCUCGAUGAGGCAGAUGUCUUCCUUGAGAAACGAACCAUUCACGACAUUCACCGCAACGCCUUGGUCAGUAUCUUCCUGCGGCUUCUAGAAUACUUCCAGGGUAUCCUCUUCCUCACGACGAAUCGUGUUGAGACUUUCGACGAUGCCUUCCAAUCGCGUAUUCACGUUGCUUUGCGCUACGGCGAUCUGACCACCAAGGCAAAGAGAAGUAUCUGGAAGAUGUUCUUAGAGCGUGUUCGUGCUAUUGAGGGUGUGCAUACCGCUGCUUUCUCCGAGGCCGACUAUGACAUGCUCUCAAGACACACCUUGAACGGUCGACAGAUCAAAAAUUCGGUCCGCACCGCUCAAGCUCUGGCUGUCAACGAGAAGUCACCUCUGGCUAUGGAACACAUCAAGCGUGUCCUUGAAGUGGCCGAAACUUUCGACCAAGAUCUUCGUGGCGGAACGGGAUACUUGGAUGCCAUGCGAAGCUACACCUAA
Messenger RNA from Penicillium brevicompactum, 2736 nucleotides. Its product is annotated as ATP-binding protein. The transcript is spliced from 3 exons. Gene Ontology annotation, molecular function: ATP hydrolysis activity; ATP binding. NCBI's taxonomy places the organism in Eukaryota, Fungi, Ascomycota, Eurotiomycetes, Eurotiales, Aspergillaceae. The annotation marks the transcript as partial. The record is from RefSeq and is a predicted model, not a curated record.